AUACAGCUGAUCGACGACGGAGGAAGAAGUUUUGUUUCAUUCGUGUCAGAAAAUGGUGGUUUUGAUCUAAAUAUGGCGAAUGCUGCAAACCCUUUACCAUAUCUUAACAAAAGAGAAUAUGGGUUAAUUUCUGAUUUCAAGUCUCAUUUAUUUAACAAGCGACUUAAUGCCGCUAAAAACUUAUAUCGCCGUGAUUUAGUAUGCCAUUAUGGGUGUGUAAAUGCUAUUGAAUUUUCCAGCAAUGGCGAAUUGCUCGUAUCAGGUGGAGAUGACCGGAGGGUUAUGCUGUGGCAGUUUGGGCAAGCAAUGCUCAACUGCAACAAGCCGGAGCCCAUGAAGGCAGUGCACCAGUCCAACAUCUUCUGUCUUGGCAUCACAAGUGACAGCCAGAGGAUAUACUCUGGAGGAAAUGAUGAUAUUGUUAUUGUGCACGACUUGGAGAGCAAAUGUCCACUGGAGGUGCUACAGCACCAGCGGGCCGUGUGCAGCCUCAGCAUCGACCCCAUGAACGAGCGGGUGGUUGCCACGGCCGGCAAUGAUGGCAGACUGCUGCUGUUCGACACCAGGCAGUCUGUACAUGAAUCCCUGGUAAUAUCGCGCAGCCGGAAGGCAUUCCACGGCGUGAUGUUCCACCCGCAGCAAGUCGGCAUCCUGGUGUCCGCCAACGCCCGCGAUGGCGUCGCGUUGUGGGACCUCCGCUCGCCCAAGCACCCGGUACUUCGUUACGUGGGUAACAACGGGUCCGUACAGAAUAGUAUGAGCGUGCGCUUCAAUGCGGCCGGGACGCACAUCCUAGCGCUGCGCAGGCGCCUGGCUCCCGUACUAUACGCUAUACAGUCCCCGGAGCCCGUAGCGGAGUUCUACCAUCAGGACUAUUACAACUCCUGCACGAUGAAAAGCUGCUGCUUCGCUGGGGAAGGAGACCAGUACGUGUUGUCCGGCUCGGACGACUUUAACCUCUACAUGUGGAAGAUUCCAGCUGGCGGGGCCACUGGCUAUGAUAUAGAGCCUCACAUCGUAUUGUAUGGCCACCGGUCGAUCGUGAACCAAGUCCGCUACAACCCCCACUACUGCCUCAUCGCGUCGUCCGGAGUCGAGAAAAUUAUCAAGGUGUGGUCAGCGAUAGAAUUCCCAGAGAUGCGAGGAGCUUUACUAGAGGAGGCGCACUGCGACAACCCGCGGGAGAUCUACAGCCACGAGGAGUAUGUCUCUCUGGUGCACCACAGCGGGCAGUACAUAUCGCACAACUACGCGGAACAGUCCACGAGCGAAGAUCCUCGCAUGAUGGCGUUCUUCGACUCCCUCGUCCAGCGCGAGUUGGAAUGCUUGGCAGAAGAAACUGACUCGUUGGACGGGUCUAGUUCUGUGGCCACCGUACACGACAACGACACGGAAUCUUCAGACAGCGACCAGAUUGUAGCAGAUUUCCUGCAGUUACCGCCAAAACGAGCAAAUCCAAAUGGCAGUCGCAAUCAAAGGUGUUCAAAUAGGCUCGCAAGACUUGUGGCGUCACGGUUUUCGAAAAACUUACGUUCACAGAAGCGUGGCUCUCUAAGGCGAAGCAAACAGUCUCGUAGCGCUCUAAGCAAAUCGAGCGGGAAGUCUGCGGGCACGUCCAGCGCCAAGGGCAAGCUGGCGGGCGCGCGGCGCAGCCGGGGGCGCGGCCGGCCGCCCGCGCGCGCCCCCGCCCGCGCCCCCGCCCGCGCCCCCGUCCGCGCCCCCGCCAGCGCCCGCGCCCCCGCCCGCGCCCGCGCGCUCCCCGCCCGCUCCGCGCCCUCCAGCGAGCGCACAGACUCGGAUGAACCUGAGCAUUGCUUGUAUCGGAACGCUGGCAGGAUAUCAUUACGCAGACGUAUGAAUUUGUCAAGAUCAGCAAAGAGGAAAAGCAAAGUCACUAGUUAUAGGAAAAUUAUGAAUAUGAAUUUACGAAGCAAUGGGGCAGCGGCACAAGACAGUGAUAACAACAACUUUUCAAACUUUGAUAAUUUCGAUGAAAAUCUAGCUCUUCCUAGCACAAGCACUGGUUAUAGGGGUCAAAGUUCCGCAGCUCUAUUCCGGAUAGCAGAGGUGGAUUCAGACGACGACCAGUCAGUGGGCAGCCGGCCCAUCUCCCCUCGCAACCAGAACGGGAACCACAGCAUCCCUUCCAACCUCAUCAGCAUAAUCCCCACCCCCAUCAACGGGUCUAGAGACUCCCUGGGCGAUUCCCUUCGCGUUGAACCCCCACAGUCUGGAAGCAACAACUCUUCGCCUCCACCUGAAAAUCGUCUGAGGAUGAACCUAAGGAGAGUGCGACGGAAUGGACGAUUAAGUUUUCACAGAUCCGAUGAUUCGAGUGAAUCCCCCCCUCCCAAAGACACUGCAGAACGAGUCAGCACGUCACUUACUGAAAGGUUGUCCCUAAAAGUUGGUUACAACAGGACUGUCGCUCGACUCAUGAAUGAGACAAAUGAAAGCGAAUUAGAAAGCAGUUGUAGCACAGAGAGUAGUGUUUGGGCAGCUUCUGGGAGCAUCGGGCUUGGCACUCCGGACAGCGGAGUGGGGACCGUAGUAGGAAGCAGCACGAGGCAUUCGCAGCCUCCCGCGGACGAAGUCUCCGACGACCCCGAUUAUCAGGCGCUCAAGUUCCGACAACGAGUGAAGAAAGCACGCCGGAACUACAGAAACCAUAUGGACUCAGACUCGAAUUGAAUAUAGACUUAAAAUGUGUUCCGUAUUAUCCUAGUUGAUCUACUGUAAGUGGUGACUAUCCAACGACUGCAUCUUCUAUUGUUAUAAUUAUAAAGUUGUUAAGGAUUUUUCUAGUGUAGACACAUGUGAUUAUGGGCCUCUGAAUAUAUUACAAAUUUUGCCCCUAAUAACAGUUAAUAGCAGGUUUACAUGUCUAUCUAAAUCAUAAAGAUUUUGAAUCUCAUCUCUGCUAGAACUUUGAUUGCUAUAGUCUGUAUAUAAGUACGAAACCUAAAAUAAAUACUUAUAUUCAGAAGUGUAGUAUAUAUAGAAUUCACAUCAAGGCACCAAGGAAAAGGAUAUUUGUCUGAUAUUUAUCAUAGAAUUUAUAUGGAAGCCUAUCAUGGCCGGCUAUAUCUGUCAUCUGAUAGACAACUAGCUAAGACAGUCAGUCAUACAAGUCCGAUUGGUGAAAAUUCUACAAAGUUUUUUAUUUUCUAUAGUUUAUUAUUAUGAAAACAUUAUGUGAUCUAUUGAUUAUAUAUUAUCAAGUAACUUUAUUAGUUUUAAGAUACAUCAUAAAUGCUGAUGUCCUCUGUAAAGGUUGUAUAAAUAAAUGCUGCUGUAAUAAAUACACUGACAAAAUAUA
Messenger RNA from Plodia interpunctella (Indianmeal moth), 3319 nucleotides. RefSeq lists its product as uncharacterized. NCBI's taxonomy places the organism in Eukaryota, Metazoa, Arthropoda, Insecta, Lepidoptera, Pyralidae. The record is from RefSeq and is a predicted model, not a curated record. Bases 73 to 2691 code for a protein of 872 amino acids. Gene Ontology annotation, cellular component: Cul4-RING E3 ubiquitin ligase complex; cytoplasm. The transcript is spliced from 14 exons. Gene Ontology annotation, molecular function: protein binding.